AUGCCCGCCGACUCCAAGACAAAGUCUCGGCCCCAACAGUCGUGUCUGAAAUGCCGCGAACGCAAGGUGAAGGUGAGCGACCGUGGACCCAAUCCCCUGAUCGUGCUGAUGUUUUCAACCGUUUAUCUCACCACCGCCGAGGACCGCGUGCAUAUCAAUAUGGCCGAGACCAUCGAGCGACUGCGGCGCGAGGUCGAGGAGCUGCGCAGCCGACACAACCAGCCCGCGCGCGAACCCAGUGAGGGAAGUCGUAGCUCCGGCCAAAAAUACUCGUGCGGAGAGUCGGGAUAUGCCCAUUAUUCACAUUCACACGCUGGCGGGGAGGGGGCCGAGGGCAGCAGUCGGCCCGGUUCUUCACCGUCGUCCCCAUCGACCAUGACCAACUCCCGAACCGUGGCUAGUCCCGACAGCACGGGCAGUGACGGCGGCGUGACGGGGUUUCCACAACAUUAUUAUUCGGUCCCGACGCAUCCGUAUGUCGCUGAGCUGGAUGCUUCGGUGACGAUGGCCGAGGCGUCGGCGUAUUCUUAUUCGAUGGACACACCGACACCGACAAUACUCAGCAGCUAUACCGGAGGCAUGCCGGGACUGUCAGAGACGUCCAUGGCCAUGUCCAUGUCCAUGUCCAUGCCCCAUAUGCCCCCAGCACCGACAAGCCAUGCAUAUGGGAUCGAUAAUGCAGACUAUAAUCCGCAAGCCUACAAAGGAGAACAAGCCUACAACGAAGACUCAUCAUCCUGGUACCACAGUAAUACAUCAUUACCUCAUGCAUACCCUAAUCACAAUCCUCCAUCUACUUUCCACGCCAAUCCCGAAUUACUAUCCAUCCCACCCGCCCUCCAUAGCCACCUAUACAAUCUCGCGCCGACCUUGAAUACCCCACACCAAACCCCAAGCUCCUGGAAAGGCCGGAACAAUCAAGAACUCCUCGAGACCCUGCUGGACACGAUCGGGAGCUGUGACGAACAGCUCGUGGCGCAGGUUGUCCACGUCGUGCGCGCGAGUCCCACGCCCGAGGACGCCGUGUCCGGCAUCUGUCAGGUCCUGGGAAUCGGGAGACCUGGACAAUCAUGA
This is a messenger RNA of Penicillium riverlandense, 1074 nucleotides long. RefSeq lists its product as uncharacterized. The transcript is spliced from 3 exons. The record is from RefSeq and is a predicted model, not a curated record. Lineage: Eukaryota; Fungi; Ascomycota; Eurotiomycetes; Eurotiales; Aspergillaceae. The coding region runs from base 1 to 1074 and encodes 357 amino acids.